Suillus clintonianus is the source of this 684-nucleotide messenger RNA. RefSeq lists its product as uncharacterized. The coding region runs from base 1 to 684 and encodes 227 amino acids. The transcript has 5 exons. NCBI's taxonomy places the organism in Eukaryota, Fungi, Basidiomycota, Agaricomycetes, Boletales, Suillaceae. The record is from RefSeq and is a predicted model, not a curated record.
AUGUGGUCAAAAGUAUACUUGCAAGUCCUCCAUACAAAAUUAAGACCUGGCAACACCGCUGUAGGAGACGCCCAGGCUGCAGCCCCGUACGGCACCAUUUCCCCUUACUGGACGAAGUCACGCCUACCUUCCACAGGCCGUUGCGGACCAUCACACGAGGUUGCGGAAUCCACGCAUCGCAUCGCAUCGCAACGUACCAUCCGUCCAUAUCCUGUCCGUAUCUGUCAGUUCCCACUGUUCCGGUUUCUUACGGACUAUGAUAUAUACUACGUUGCGGACUCGUAUCCAGUACUUUCCUACAUUCCCUCUCUCUGGUUCCGUUCUGUCAUCAGCGCAUCACUUCCUUCUUCACUGUUCCCCUCGCUCAUACUUGAGGAACUGCUCUCAGAGCUAUCCCCUUGGGUCGACUACUAUUCUCCCACCCAGCAGGAUCGGUAUGCUAUCACUAUAGCAGACUUCUACGAUUUCUCCCACACCGCCUCCGCCAGUGCAUCCAAUCUCAUUCAAUCUGUCCCAGCGCCUACCUCCAACCAAUCCUCAUCCUCCGUCAAACAAAGAGUUACUUACCAUCACUGUUUUAAGGCUGUCAUCAUCAAAAGGUUCUGCUUCGUCUUCAUUGAGAAGCAGACUCCAAAAUAUUCUAUUCUGGAUUAUUUUGCCUAUGGAAAGUCAUCCAAUCAGUAA